Molecule: messenger RNA, 1260 nt
Organism: Aphanomyces astaci
Lineage: Eukaryota; Oomycota; Saprolegniomycetes; Saprolegniales; Verrucalvaceae
Exons: 8
Coding region: 25-1218 (397 amino acids)
Cellular component (GO): mitochondrial small ribosomal subunit
Molecular function (GO): structural constituent of ribosome
Source: RefSeq, a predicted model, not a curated record
GGUGGCGUACUUGGCUUUCAGAAGAUGCUGUCGAAAAUCCUGACCCGCCGCCCUGCGCGCCUCGUGGCUCGCGCGGCCUUCUCCACGGAAGCUCCUGCUGCUGCCCCCGCUGCCGCUGAUACCGCCGCUACAGGUCCCACCUCGACGAAUGUCAUUGCCGAGCACUGCAUCUCCAAGGCAAACAAAGACACGGACGUCAACAAGUUUUUCGCCUUGACGGACGAACAGAUCAAGAAGAACUUUCCUGCAGGCCUUCCCAAGCGUAUCAAGGAACUGUUUGAACUGGUGGAACCGAACAAGCACUUCAUGCUGCGUAAGCCUGUGGCCACCAUUUUGUCUGCCAUGUCCAACUUUCCCGAAAGCUGGCCGGAACGAUGGCCCGAGAAGGCCUUCGUCUUGGAUGGCGAGCGCGGCACCGGCAAAACUGUGUCGUUGAUCCAAAUCGUCAACUUUGCCCGUGAAAACGGCUGGAUCGUGCUGCAUGUGCCUCACGCCCGGGCGUGGAUCCACGAAGCUCCAUAUGUGACCAAGUCUGCCUUCCACGAAGGCAAGUUUGACAUUGACGUGGUCGGCGCCGACAUCUUGAAGCAGUUGAUUCAAUGCAACGGCACGCAAUUGGCAUCGCUGCCUCUCCGUGGCGACUAUGGCGAUGCGUACUACCCGCGCUCGUUUGUCAAGAAGCCUAAGAGCGCGUCGGAAUACAACAAGUCCGACUUGACGCUGCUCGACAUUUGCGAAAGCGGGCUCAAAGACGACCUGCUCACGUGCAAAGCGGUGGUGGACCUCAAGGCGGAGCUGGCCCAAGUGACCGAGUUUCCCGUGCUGAUUGCCAUUGACGAGUACAACGCGUGGUUCCAGAAGACAGUGUUUGGGUACGAAGGGGUGCCCGUCAAGGCCGAGGACAUCACGGUCAUCGAUGCCCUGCGUGACGUGGAUGCGUCCGGGUACCGCGCCGACCGCAAGCUCGCAAACGGGUUGUUUAUCGCGGCCACGACGGAGAAUUACCCGACGAAAUAUGACUUUUCCAAGCAGGCGUCGUACAAGCGAGUGCGCAAGCUGUUGCACCCGUACACGCCGCAAGAGCUGACGAGUUUGGUCGACUACUUUCACGCGAUCAACUUUCGACAAAGCAAAUACUCGGACAAGGACGUCGUGUUCCUCCGCCUUAUGACCAAGGGCGUGCCGUUGAAGGUGUUCAAGCAAGCGUGUAUUUUGUAAUCCAACAAUAAACACAGAACAACCCAUUGCGUAGCUGUUCAA